GGAAGUGGAAGUAAAGUGUAACUUGUUUGUUGGUUGUGAUGAGGUUAGGUGAUGCAAUUAGGUUUGAAUUCUUGUAACCUGUACUAAUUAUUUCGCCGACUCAGUGAACACUGAAUAUUUUAGAAUAUCAAGAUCUAUAUAAUUACUUAUACGUAUUUUAUAGACAUAUAUUAAAAUGUACAAUAUUAAGUGUGUGCAUAGAAAUUCUUCUGCUCUUGCCAAACAUUUAGCAAGAAACAUUAAAUUAGAUAGGACUAGUCUUUCGUUAUUGAAUGUCACAUAUAAAAACAUACCUUUAUCAUAUUCAAGAUGUUUAUCUGCUUUUCCUCUUUCUGUUAAACAAAACCACUUUGAAACCACUUGCUCCCCUAAUAGAAACUUGUCACAAUAUUUCAAUACCAGAAGCAUAAGAUCUUUUAGUCAAAAGUCAAGUUCCAAUGAUGAUGAUGAUAACAAAGGUAAUGAUGAGAACCCAACAGCUGGAGAAGAUUUUGCUGUACAUCAGUCUUUGCCUGCUACAGUUGCGGUUCCCGAAGUUUGGCCUCAUGUUCCUUUAAUAGCUGUGAAUAGAAACCCUCUGUUUCCACGAUUUAUUAAACUCGUUGACAUUUCAAAUCCAAUGCUGAUUGAUUUAAUUAGAAGAAAAGUAAAGCUAAAUCAUCCAUACUGUGGAAUUUUUUUGAAGCGGAAUGAAGAGAAUGACAGUCAAGUUGUGAAUCACGUGAGUGAAGUCUACCCGAUUGGAGCUUUUGCUCAAAUCCAGGAACUGCACGAUAUGGGGGACAAACUGAGAAUGAUCGUUCUCGGACACCGCAGGAUUAAGCUGCUUGGACAAAUACAAGACGUAGAGGAGCAUAGUUCUGAGAUGACCCUGAAGUUUCCAAUGUUAAAAACCGAGAUAAACGUGUCUGUUGAAGAAGCCGAUCGCAGCCGAAGGAAGUCUCGGAAUCGCAAAGUGAAACCGGCAACUCCAUCUGAAGUUGUGGAUGAAGUGUUGGAGGGGGAAAAGAGGGAAGAGAAUGCGAGCCCCCCUACUCAGGUGCUGAUGGUUGAGGUGGAAAACAUUGUUCACAACAAUUUCCGGCAGACCGAGGAAGUGAAGGCCCUGACACAGGAGGUGAUCAAAACUAUUCGAGACAUCAUUUCGCUGAACCCUCUCUACCGUGACUCGCUUCAGCAGAUGCUGCACCAGGGCCAGAGGGUGGUGGACAACCCUGUCUACCUGUCAGAUCUGGGAGCAGUGCUCACUGGAUCAGAACCGGCUGAGCUACAGGCAGUCCUGGAGGAGAUGGAUAUACCGAAGCGGCUGAUGUUAUCGCUGGCUCUACUCAAGAAGGAGUACGAGUUGAGCAAGCUGCAGCAGAAGAUCGGGCGGGAGGUAGAAGAGAAGGUGAAACAGCAGCAUCGCAAGUACAUUCUCCACGAACAGUUGAAGGUCAUCAAGAAGGAGCUUGGAAUGGAGAAGGAUGAUAAGGACGCCAUUGGUGAUAAGUUCCGAGAACGAAUCAAGGAACUGAAAGUUCCGGCUGCUGUGAUGGAAGUUCUAGAAGAGGAACUUAACAAGCUGAGCUUGCUGGAGAGUCAGUCUUCUGAGUUCAAUGUGACUCGAAACUACUUGGACUGGUUGACUUCCCUUCCGUGGGGAAUCAUGAGUGAGGAGAAUCUUGACCUUAUCCAAGCGGCAAAAAUAUUGGAUGAGGACCAUUACGGGAUGGAGGACGUGAAGAAGAGAAUUCUUGAAUUCAUUGCCGUGAGUCAACUAAAGGGUUCGACGCAAGGAAAGAUUCUCUGUUUCUAUGGCCCUCCCGGUGUCGGAAAGACGAGCAUCGCAAGAUCUAUCGCUAGAGCUCUAAAUAGAAAGUAUUUCCGGUUUAGCGUGGGAGGAAUGACUGACGUUGCAGAAAUCAAAGGCCAUCGACGCACUUAUGUCGGAGCAAUGCCGGGAAAAGUGAUUCAGUGUUUGAAGAAAACAAAAACAGAAAACCCACUAGUACUUAUUGAUGAAGUGGAUAAAAUUGGCAAAGGCUACCAGGGUGAUCCAGCUUCUGCUCUUUUGGAAAUGUUGGACCCGGAGCAGAAUGCCAAUUUCCUUGACCACUAUUUGGACGUGACCGUUGAUCUGUCCAGGGUGUUGUUCAUCUGCACCGCGAACGUCAUCGAUACAAUACCCGAACCCCUGAGGGACCGAAUGGAGAUGAUCGAUGUCUCCGGGUAUGUGGCAGAGGAGAAGAUGGCAAUUGCCAAGCAAUACCUCAUCCCACAGGCGAUGGAACACUCUGGGCUGAAAAAGGAGCAGAUCAAUAUUCAAGAUUCGUCUCUGCAGACUCUUAUCAAAUCUUAUUGCCGAGAAAGUGGUGUCCGUAAUCUACAGAAACACAUUGAGAAGGUUGUACGCAAAGUAGCAUUUAAGGUGGUGAAGAAGGAAGCGGACAAGGUGGAAGUAACUGCAGAAAAUUUGCAGGAGUUUGUUGGCAAACCUGUAUUCACUCACGAUAGGAUGUAUGAACAGACACCACCAGGUGUGGUCAUGGGACUGGCAUGGACUGCCAUGGGUGGCUCGACAUUAUUCAUAGAGACGGCGCUGCGUCAGCAGUUGGACACCUCCACGGAUGCCAAAACGCCGGCGAUAGCGGGGACACUGGAACUGACGGGACAUCUCGGGGACGUGAUGAAGGAGUCGUGUCGGAUAGCUCUGACUGUAGCUCGCAAUGAACUCUUUGAACUCGACCCCAAGAACAGCUUCCUGACGACAAACCACAUCCACUUGCACGUACCUGAGGGAGCAACGCCCAAGGAUGGUCCAAGUGCUGGGUGCACUAUUGUCACUGCCUUGCUGUCUCUCGCACUCAACACUCCGAUACGCCAGAACGUUGCCAUGACAGGAGAAGUCUCUCUGAGGGGCAAAGUACUGCCCGUCGGCGGCAUCAAGGAGAAGACUAUUGCGGCCAAGAGAGUCGGUGUAACCUGUGUAAUUCUGCCAGAGGAGAACAAAAAAGAUUUCAAUGACUUACCGAAGUAUAUCACGGAUGGACUAGAAGUACAUUUUGUUAGCCAUUACAAAGACAUUCACAAGAUAGUGUUUCAGGCAAAGUCGUGAAACUGUAUUGAAUCGGAGAUUAUACUGUGUAAAGUAAGGUUUAUUUAAUUAUACGCUAUAUACAAUUUUGUACAAAGCUUAGAAAGGCAACAAUGACUGAUUAUGUUCGUUGUCUGUUAAUGAGUAAAAUAUAUCAAAGUAGUAUAAAUCAA
Molecule: messenger RNA, 3249 nt
Organism: Homalodisca vitripennis (glassy-winged sharpshooter)
Lineage: Eukaryota; Metazoa; Arthropoda; Insecta; Hemiptera; Cicadellidae
Gene: Lon
Product: lon protease homolog, mitochondrial
Exons: 17
Coding region: 176-3097 (973 amino acids)
Biological process (GO): protein catabolic process; protein quality control for misfolded or incompletely synthesized proteins; mitochondrion organization
Cellular component (GO): mitochondrial matrix
Molecular function (GO): single-stranded DNA binding; ATP-dependent peptidase activity; ATP binding
Source: RefSeq, a predicted model, not a curated record